AUGUCAGAGCUUAUUCUUAAACCAUAUUGUAGUAGAAUAUUAACUCCAGAACAAGUUGCAUUUAAUAAAGCGAUGUCCUCAGUACGCCAAGCUGUGGAAUGGGGAUUUGGCAAAGUUAUAAUAGAAUUUGCUUUUUUGGAUUUCAGAAAAAACCAAAAACUCCUUCUACAACAUGUAGGCCAAAUGUAUAAAGUUGGUGUAAUUUUAACUAACUGCCAUACAUGCUUAUAUGGAAGUCAAACAGGAACUUAUUUUAAUAUAGUUCCACCCACAUUAGAACAGUACUUAAAUAUUUAA
Molecule: messenger RNA, 297 nt
Organism: Macrosiphum euphorbiae (potato aphid)
Lineage: Eukaryota; Metazoa; Arthropoda; Insecta; Hemiptera; Aphididae
Source: the annotation of a GenBank genome assembly